GAUGUGAAGGGAAGGCACAUCUUUGUGUGGGUGAAGGAGCGUUUGAUUUUAGCUUCAUUUCAGCGCGCUGCUAGGCUGACGCUGCUGACGCCGUUCCUCCGCCAUCUUCAACUUCCUAUUGUUUGCCUCAGACGGAGAGGGGGCUGUAUGCUGCGUGUGGGAGACCUGAGUCGGAGACGGAUUUCUCAUUGAACGGAAGAUAUAGCCCCUGUGCUCCUGGUCUCUCGGGUUCAGUCCAGACCUGUUGUAUGUCAUUGGAAUAAAGCCCCCUCCGAGGACUCGACCACUGAACCCCGACGAUGGACGACGAACAACCCAGAACCCUGUAUGUUGGAAAUCUGUCCAGGGAUGUCACCGAGCCCCUCAUUCUACAGGUCUUCCAACAGAUAGGACCUUGUAAGAGUUGUAAAAUGAUCAAUGAUACGGCUGGAAAUGAUCCAUACUGCUUUGUGGAGUUCUAUGAUCACAGGCAUGCUGCUGCCUCAUUGGCGGCCAUGAAUGGAAGGAAAAUAUUGGGUAAGGAGGUCAAAGUCAACUGGGCCACAACACCGUCCAGCCAGAAAAAAGACACAAGUAAUCACUUUCAUGUCUUUGUCGGAGACCUCAGUCCAGAAAUAACGACAGAAGACGUCAAAGCUGCCUUCGCCCCUUUUGGCAGGAUAUCGGAUGCUCGCGUCGUGAAAGAUAUGGCUACAGGGAAAUCUAAAGGCUACGGCUUUGUGUCUUUCUUCAAUAAAUGGGAUGCCGAGAAUGCCAUUCAGCACAUGGGGGGUCAGUGGUUAGGGGGCAGACAGAUACGGACCAACUGGGCCACAAGAAAGCCCCCAGCCCCCAAAGCCACUUAUGAGAGUAACUCCAAGCACCUAUCCUUUGAUGACGUCAUGAGCCAGUCCAGCCCCAGUAACUGCACCGUGUAUUGUGGUGGGGUCAGCACAGGACUCACAGAGCAACUGAUGAGACAGACCUUCUCCCCAUUCGGACAGAUCAUGGAAGUCAGAGUUUUUCCAGACAAAGGCUAUUCAUUUGUGAGGUUUAACUCCCACGAAUCAGCGGCCCACGCCAUCGUCUCCGUCAAUGGUUCUUCAAUCGAGGGCCACAUGGUGAAGUGCUACUGGGGUAAAGAGACGCCAGACAUGAUGAACUCCAUGCAGCAGGUGUCGAUGCCCCAGCAGAACAAGAUCGGCUUCGCCGCAGCCCAGCCCUAUAACCAGUGGGGCCAGUGGUACGGCAACGGGCCCCAGAUCAGCCAGUACGUCCCCAACGGGUGGCAGGUCCCCACCUACGGGGUCUACGGCCAGGCCUGGAACCAGCAGGGCUUUAAUCACUUACCGGCCAGUGCUGGGUGGACUGGCAUGAGCGCCAUCAGUAACGGUGGGGUAAUGGAGCCCACACAGGGAUUGAAUGGGAGUAUGCUGGCCAACCAGCCUGGCAUGGGAGCCACAGGAUACCCCACGCACUGAUAGGUGGGCAGGGCGGGAGGUUUGUCAGCAACACGGCCCGUUUGAUUGGCUGCACGGCGCCCUGUGUGUGGGCGGGGGAUGUUUAGACUCCGCCUUCCCGGUUUGCAGCAGGACUUAAAGACUCUUAAAGGGAUGUGGAACCUAACAGGGUUCGACAUCUGUGAAAUGUAAAUGGAUUCUCAUUGGGGGUGGGGGGAUGGGAGGGGUAGCGGGAGCCCGGGAGCGCCCACUAGUGGUGGGGAAAGACUGGACAGGGCUCUUACCUUUUUAAGUUAACUGUAAAUGAGUACAAAAAUGUAAAGAAGAAACUUUUGAAAUGUUUUUGUUUGUUGGGUUUUCUUUUCCCCCCCUGGGUUAAAAAAUUCUUCCAUUUUCACAUCUUUUCUUUGACGGCCACUAAAAGGUGGAUAUAUUUUUUUCUUCUUCUUGCGUUGGAAUCAACCCACUCUAAUUUGUGAACUGACUUAUUUGAAAUUUUUAAUUUUUUUUUUUUAAAUUAUUGGAUAAAAUUCAAUUGCAGGGAUUGUUACCACUGCUGUUUCUCCGUAAGGGCAGGUAAAUAUUGCACAGCUUCCACCCCCUCUCUCUCUCUCUCUCUCUCUCUCUGUCUCUGUCUGUCUCUCUCUCUCUCUCGUACUCAGCAGUUUGCUUUCAAGGAGCGUUUCCUUUCUGCAUACCUUUUCUCUUCCUCCUCUUUUUUUUCUGACAGCCUCAAAUCCUUCUCGCCAUGUGUAAAUAACCAUCUAUUGAUUCAUUUGGAAACGAUGUAUGCAUAAAAAAAAAGAACAAAAAAACAAUUGCUACUGUUAACUGUGGGUGCUUUGCUUUCAGUUUGGUUUUGAUAAUUCAACAGUUAAUGGUAACAUUGUACGUAGCAGAGUGGCGCUAUUUAAACGUGACACUGGUACAGUGAACGCAAUUCUUCCUGGCAGGGAUAAGACGGCAUUGCCAUGCAGUGCAUACUUAAAUCUAACAGAGUUCAAAUGUUAAAAGGUGAAUACGUCUGUUCAAAGCUGAUUUAUUAUUAUUAUUUUUUAAUAUCUAUUGAAACGCCAGUAUUUUAUAUUGAAACUGAGUGGAUUCAACCAUUACUCUCGCUCAUUUUGCCAGAGAAUUGGGGAGGCCUACAUCGUAACUGUUGCCUUAUAGAGCUGGUUUCUUUUAGCUGACGAAACACUUUUUAAUUAGGCAGUGCCUACAGACAUUUUCAAGCCCUAUAUAUAUUUUUCUUUUCUUUUUGUUCAGAAAGUUGUUCAGCCCUGAUAACUGUUGACUCUGCUACUGUAAUCAAUGUUUUCUCUUUUUUUUUCUUUGCUUUGUCCAAUUAAAAUGCUAAUGCACAUAUA
Gambusia affinis (western mosquitofish) is the source of this 2806-nucleotide messenger RNA. RefSeq names its product nucleolysin TIA-1-like. The coding region runs from base 300 to 1460 and encodes 386 amino acids. The record is from RefSeq and is a predicted model, not a curated record. Gene Ontology annotation, cellular component: cytosol. Gene Ontology annotation, molecular function: mRNA binding. NCBI's taxonomy places the organism in Eukaryota, Metazoa, Chordata, Actinopteri, Cyprinodontiformes, Poeciliidae. The transcript has 12 exons.